CUACAACACGAACUCAAAUUCUAACCCUACUAUCUUAUAUUGCAAUGCUUACGAAAUUCCAUUCACUGAUCAAAAAUAUUAAGUCAUCAUACGAUUUAAGCUUUGCUGUAGACAACCUAUGAAGCAAGGUAUACAGAUUGUGAAGCAUAUGAAGACAAGCAGCACAAGUCCUAAUCCCUUGAAGACCUGGAUAAAUCAUGAAGCCAUGCCACCAAACAGGUUACACAACCAGUCUCCAAAUGGGUCGUUGACUAUCCCUAUCUUCUUGACAUGUCCCUUCAUCCAGUCCAACUUCUUGUGUAUGGACUCACUGUGGUCACUCAGAUUGAAGCAAUGCCUGCCUUCAACAUCUUGGCAACCAUGUCCAUGGGCAAGCAGGAGAGAUUCUAUAGCCACCCUAUUCUGGAGGACUGCCUGUCUGAUGUUACCCACGUCCAUCAAAAAUUCUUUAGAUACCAUCAUAGCAUUGCCAGCUUGACAAACCAACAUGCCAUGAGCUAUACUAAGCAAACACCAGCUGUGUCCAAGCGGAGUGACAUAAAGCAAGCACUGACUGUUUCCCUAAAUAACAAGGUCCUCCAAUCAGAUUUCUUGGAACGCCUUGCCAAGCACGGUCACCACAAAUUAUGAAUAUCCCUAGUAGCAAUGUUUUGGCCGUAUUGCCCACAUCAUAAACAUGGGCCUAAUUCAGAGGGCCUGGAUGUUGAAUUGGGUGCUACCAUAACCUGGGAAAGAGCAGCAACAAGACCCUCAUUAGUCACAGGAUUAGCCUUUUGUUUGUCCAAGAUAUACUUGAUUAUUUCCCCUGGGGUUGAUAUUUCCUCAGGUGCUGCUUGGAGCAGUUCUCGUAUACUUUCAUGUGAUCUUUGCUUAAAGCAGUCCACUAUGACCGGAUCAUGCACAGCUUGGGGUAGAUCAGAGCCCUCAAUUGCUUUAAUCAGUUGACCUGAGCAGAGCACCCUGUGCCACUAGUGACUCAAGGGCAUUUAGUGUCCAAGGCGAUCUCAGCCCCUUCUUCUCAAUAGCCUCUAUCAGCUGAGCAACCGCUUUCAGUUCCAAAAAGAAACACGGGAGCCAAGGGCACCGCUAACUGGGCCCACAUGUAACGAUAACAGGGAAUGCCUCCGCCCACAUUCUGAAUAGCUUCCUUUAUCUUUGACCAAUCCGUGAUUUGAUCCUCCCCAGCACACGGAAUGAAGCAACGCCCAAAUCUGUAAUAUGUCAUGGAACAGAAACAGAAUUCUACUUCUGCUCGCUCCAUCUUCCCAUCCAUCUUCUACCCCAUCUCCUCCACCAUCUCCUUAUCAGUCUCCUUCCUUUCUCACCUUUCCCCAACUCCUUCCCCCCUCCUCUACUCCAGCACAGAUGUGCUUCAUAUCGGGCUGCAACCACCCCAGUUUCUCCCAUCCCCGGAGGACCCUCCUGGCUCAUCUCAUGGCUCUGCACCUCCUCCAACUGGGAUCAGCCCAGCUCACAGUAGUGGCACCAAACCCUCAUGUCACUGCCAUUGUGGGACAGGAUGUCGUGCUGCGCUGUCAUUUGUCCCCUUGCAAGGAUGCUUGGAGUUCAGACAUCAGAUGGAUCCAACACGGAUCUGCUGAGCUCUUGCACCACUACCAAAAUGGAGAGGACCUGGAGCAGAUGGAGGAAUAUAAAGGGAGGAUAGAACUGCUCAGGGAUGGCCUGUCUGAUGGAAACCUGGAUCUGCGCAUCACUGCAGUGACCUCCGCAGAUAGUGGCACAUAUAGUUGUGUUGUGCAAGAUGGUGAUCACUUUGCAGAAGGUGUGAUGAACUUGGAGGUGUCAGAUCCCUUUUGUGAGAAUGAAGGAACCUGGCAGGUGGCUCUGGUUGUGGUCAUCACACUUCUGUUUGGGUCAGGUUUCUUCAACGUUUUUCUCUAUAGAAUGCAAGCGGCACAGAGCAGAGAGCACAGAGCAGAGAGUGAGUCCUCCCAGCCCCUUCCACCACCUUCCAAUAAUCUUUGAAUAUCUGUUACCAACUUUGUAUUAUUCCACCUUAAAAUAAGCUUUGAAUAUUUAUUACCAUCCUUGUAUUAUUCCACCUUCCAAUAAUCUAUGAGUAUUUGUUACCAUCUUUUUAUUAUUUCACCUUACAAUAAUCUUUGAAUGUUUAUUACCAUCCUUGUAUUAUUCCACCUUAAAAUAAGCUUUGAAUACUUAUUACCGUCUUUGUAUUAUUCCACCUUAAAAUAAGCUUUGAAUAUCUGUUACUAUUUUUGUAUUAUUCCACACAUCUCAAUAAAUGGCGACCAGGUACCUGAAACAACAGA
Coturnix japonica (Japanese quail) is the source of this 2291-nucleotide messenger RNA. The record is from RefSeq and is a predicted model, not a curated record. Lineage: Eukaryota; Metazoa; Chordata; Aves; Galliformes; Phasianidae.